GGUUCUCCGUCAUGGUUCCGUGCAAGUGCAGAUUUGUGAAAGCGUUGCACGAGCAACGCAGAAAUAGUGGAUAUAAACGACAACUUUAGAAAAAUGGACGAGCCCAUGUGUUUAACAGAAUCUCUUGUCAGUAAUAGUGAAGUUUCAACAAGCGAAGAGACAGUUUUAGAGACGUUUAGCCAUCAAGUUGGGGGACGUUCCCUCAUUCUUACUUACAACCGUAACACUGUAUGCAAACCUUUGAAUCCCCAAGAACUACGCUUUUAUCUCGAUCUUCCAGAGUCUUUACGACCAUUUACUCCCCAUUACAAAGGUGUCUUAAAAGUGGCUGUACAAAUUGAUGAUGCUGGAAAACUAAAACUGACGUCAAGUGAGACACCAACAGCUUGUAAUGGCAAAAUUCGAAUCAAUAAUGUAUUGAAAGAUGAUGAAAACCUAUCGAAAGGGGGAAAUCUUCACAAUGGAGAUGGAAGUCUUCAUUCAGAAGGCUCUAUAAACCCAUGGACAUUUCACUGUGAAAAUCUACUCUAUGAAAGCCUUAAAGAAAGUGUAAACAACAACAAACCCAUAGAUUUCAUGUUGAUGGAAGAUUUAGUUCACAAUUAUGUAUCACCAUGUAUAAUGGAUCUUAAAAUGGGUAAUACAAUGCAUGAUAGCUAUACUAAUGAAGAAAAGUAUGAAAGACAAAAGGCUAAAGUAUCUGCAUCAACAUCAAAGACACUUGGAUUAAGAAUAGCAGGGAUACAGAUUUACAACCAGGACUUAAAGAAGUAUAUUUACCAAAAUAAGUAUUUUGGAUUUGAACUUAAUGACCAAAGUUUUAAAGAGGAACUCUCUAAAUUUGUACACAAUGGAAACCAACUGAGAAAACAUGUUGUUGUUAGCUUUCUGGAAAAGCUGCAAGAACUUUAUAAAUGUCUAGAGAAGCAAGAUAAGCUGCGUUUCUUCUCAAGUUCUCUUCUUCUCAUUUAUGAAGGUCACCAUAAUGAACUGUGUGAGAAUACCUCAAGUAAUGCCUCAAAUUACAGCCAAAGAAAUGGACAGGAUGAAAUGGCAGCUGUAAAGAUGAUUGACUUCGCAAGGUCAUUUCAUUAUACACAGAUGAUACCCAUAGGUGCUGAUGAAAGCUAUCUGUUAGGUUUAAGGAAUCUCAUUAAAAUGUUUCAAGAAAUUCUUCUUGAAGAGGAAACUCAUAAUCAUAAUUCCUUUUCCAGAGUAAAAGAAAGUACAAAUAAUUAAUGGUGAUUUUAGCAGACCUAUGCUUCUUUUUUAACAAGAAACAUGAACAAGGACCUUGAAGAGUAUGUAUUUGCAUUAGGAGACAUGACAACUACUCAAUGUUAAAUUAGGUGAAGAUAAACAAGAGAAGACUUGUACUCACAAAGAAUAAUAUAUUAUAUACCUUAUUUACAUCUUGAACGAUUUACUGUAUUGGACCUUCCAGAAUAUAAAACAAAACUUAUCUAAGAAAAAACAUUUGAAAUAAAAGUAAUUUUUCAAUACAGAAUAUUCAUCAAAAAAAAACUGAAAAAGAAGACAGUAUUUUCACAUCUUGAAACUUCUAUUUAUAUUGAGUGACAAACUUAGAUGUGUGAUUUAAUAACUGGACUGGAAGAGUGAAAUAUUUCUCUGUUAAUGCAGGAGACCAGUCAUGUUGCCAACUGAAGUAACUGUUUUUACAUAUGAGAAUAUAUGAUUUAUUGAGAAUGUAUGUGAAUGUACAUGCAUUUAGUCACUGAACAUAUAAAAAGAUAAGGCAAACAAGACUGAAAAUAUAUAGUUUGUUAAAAUUAUCUCUGAAAUAAAUAAGUUAAGAAUUUGUAUUUUGUUAUAAUAAAAUAUUGAUAUACAAUAA
Exaiptasia diaphana is the source of this 1855-nucleotide messenger RNA. Its product is annotated as inositol hexakisphosphate kinase 2. NCBI's taxonomy places the organism in Eukaryota, Metazoa, Cnidaria, Anthozoa, Actiniaria, Aiptasiidae. The record is from RefSeq and is a predicted model, not a curated record. The transcript is spliced from 6 exons. Gene Ontology annotation, cellular component: cytoplasm; nucleus. Gene Ontology annotation, molecular function: inositol hexakisphosphate kinase activity. Gene Ontology annotation, biological process: inositol phosphate biosynthetic process; phosphatidylinositol phosphate biosynthetic process. The coding region runs from base 94 to 1239 and encodes 381 amino acids.